UGUAUCGCAUGCAAUAGUUGAGUGGCUUCAUCACUUUAUGUUAUUGGUGAAUGAAAUGUAAUAGGAAUUCCUAACGGGAUUUGCUAAGUAGGCAGCCCGUCCACCAUCUGGUCAUUAAUUAAUUUCGCUUAAUUGAUGGACGCCUACUUGAAUGGCAUGUCUAUAUUUAGACUAGACUACAUCCGUAAACAUAUUUUGAUUAAGAUUUUUUUUUGCGUUUAGGGGAAGAGAAAAGACGUGCGUUUAUUGGGGAUUUACGUAAAUGCACUGAUCGCAAAGUCUGGGGCAAAGACGCGCACGUAUCUGUUCGAUUCGAAGGACGUUAAUGAAUGUAAACACGGGCACGGCGAGGAGGAGGUGUUCGCGUUAUCACCCCGAUUUUAUCCCUCUCCAACGCCGGUGCUGAGGCUCUAUCAUCAUAGUCGUCGCUCGACCUUUGCCCCGUUUUCGUAUGUCUAACGAUCGGACGAUCGGCGAUUAGUAACGCACAGUCGUAGGAUCCGGCCGUACAGCCGCAUCGAAGACUCGAAACGGAUCAAGUGUGAGAGCUGCAGAUACGCACCGCGAAUGGGCAGUCUUGGUGGUGGUGCUAUGGUAACGAGAGGUGGUUCGGUCGGGUGCAUCGAGAGCAUCUCCUGGAUCGACGCGCUGCAGAUACACACCGUCGCCGUGAUCUUUGGCCUCUGGAUCGUCGUGAAGAGGUUCGCGAAAUGGCUGUGGAAUCCGAACGCCUUCUUCAGUUUGGAGAUGAGGGACAAUCCGCCGAACUGCCUCGUCGACUCAUCUCUCGGACAGCACAAAUACGUGAAGCUCAAGGGUAUAAAAUUUCAUUACGUGGAGGCGGGGUCUAAGGAUCGGCCCCUCGUGCUGCUGCUGCACGGAUUCCCCGACUGCUGGCUGAGCUGGAGGUACCAGAUCCCGGCGCUCGCAGAGCAUUUUAGGGUCGUCGCGUUGGAUCUGAAGGGAUUCGGGGAUUCGGACAAGCCGAUCUGGAGGAGAAGCUACCGCAUAGACAUCAUCUUGGAGGAACUGAAACAGUUCAUAUUAACGCUGGGCGUGAGCAGAUGCAUAGUGAUAGGACACGACCUCGGCGGUCUGCUUGGAUGGUACCUGGUGAACCAGGAGCCGGAGCUGGUCGAUAAAUUCAUAGCUGUUGGAUGUCCGCAUCCGAACAUCUACUGGAAGAACAUAUCGUCGCACAGCUACUUCAACAAUCACUGGAUCAACUUCAUGCAGUGGCCGUAUCUGCCGGAGAUCGACGCUCUGAAGGAGGACAUCAAGCUGAUCAGCGAGUACCACAAGCAUCUGGAGGAGAACGGGAACAAGGACACGUACAUGGAGGCAUACAAGUACACGUUCUCGCGUAAAGAGGAUUGGACGGGGCCCAUAAACUAUUACAGGAAUCUGCCGUUCAUCAGGAUCAGCGAACGCAUGGAACCGGUCAAGCAGUCCACGUUCCUGAUCACCGGCAACAAGGGCCAAUACGUGAAGCUGGAGGGCGUCGUCCAGUCCACCGACUACUGCGAGAAGUUCUUCGUGAAGAUCAUGGACGGUUCCGGCCAGUUUCCGCACCAGGACAACCCGGACAUGUUCAACAGGAUCAUCCUGAAAUUCCUGCGGGUGAACGUCGAGAGGACGCAGGUGCAGAGGUCACCGUCGAAGGGCCUGAUGGACCGCAUGUUCGGCGCCGUCUCCACGACGGUGAAAUACGGCAACUCCGUCUUAGACACCGUUCAAAAGAAAACCAACAUCAACUUGGAACAUUGCAAAAUAUGAAAAAAAAA
This is a messenger RNA of Nicrophorus vespilloides, 1784 nucleotides long. RefSeq names its product epoxide hydrolase 4-like. Lineage: Eukaryota; Metazoa; Arthropoda; Insecta; Coleoptera; Silphidae. The transcript has 2 exons. Gene Ontology annotation, molecular function: hydrolase activity. Bases 568 to 1776 code for a protein of 402 amino acids. The record is from RefSeq and is a predicted model, not a curated record.